This is a messenger RNA of Equus caballus (horse), 1967 nucleotides long. NCBI's taxonomy places the organism in Eukaryota, Metazoa, Chordata, Mammalia, Perissodactyla, Equidae. The record is from RefSeq and is a predicted model, not a curated record.
CCUGCUCCCCGCCCCUCCGCGCCCCGCACCAGGCGGGGCCGGGCCAGAGCGCCGCCGCCGCUGCCGCAGCCGCAGCCGCUGCUCUGCAGAGCGGGGCCCGGGGCUGGGGCCAGGGCGCCCUCCCUUCCACCUUCUCCCGCCGCUAUGAGCCAGGGAAGUCCGGGGGACUGGGCCCCCCUCGACCCCACCCCCGGACCCUCAGCGCCCCCCAACCCCUUCGUGCAUGAGUUACAUCUCUCCCGCCUCCAGAGGGUUAAGGCCCAAAGUGGAGAACUAUGCACCUGGUUUCUGUUGGACAGAAGAGCUAUUUAUGGAGUGGGACGUGGGGGAGGAGGAAGAAGCAUCUGUAGCCCACUCUACAUCAAGCACUGUGGUGGACGCUUUCACACGGUUCUGCCUCCUGGGAGCAUUGCUGGCCCCCAUCCGAGUGCUUCUGGCCUUUAUCGUCCUCUUUCUCCUCUGGCCCUUUGCCUGGCUGCAAGUAGCUGGUCUCACUGAGGAGCAGCUUCAGGAACCAAUUACAGGAUGGAGGAAGACCGUGUGCCACAACGGGGUGCUGGGUCUCAGCCGCCUGCUCUUUUUCCUGCUGGGCUUCCUCCGGAUUCGCGUUCGGGGCCAGCGGGCCUCAUGCCUUCAAGCCCCUGUGCUUGUUGCUGCCCCCCACUCUACUUUCUUUGACCCCAUUGUUCUGCUGCCCUGUGACCUGCCCAAGGUUGUGUCCCGAGCUGAAAACCUUUCCGUGCCUGUCAUUGGAGCCCUUCUUCGCUUCAACCAAGCCAUCCUAGUGUCCCGUCAUGACCCGGCUUCUCGGCGCAGGGUGGUAGAGGAGGUCCGAAGACGGGCUACGUCAGGAGGCAAGUGGCCCCAGGUCCUGUUCUUUCCUGAGGGCACCUGUUCCAACAAGAAGGCUUUGCUUAAAUUCAAGCCAGGAGCCUUCAUCGCAGGGGUGCCUGUGCAGCCUGUCCUCAUCCGCUACCCCAACAGUCUGGACACCACCAGCUGGGCAUGGAGGGGCCCUGGAGUACUCAAAGUCCUUUGGCUCACAGCCUCUCAGCCCUGCAGCAUCGUGGAUGUGGAGUUCCUCCCUGUGUACCACCCCAGCCUGGAGGAGAGCAGGGACCCCACCCUCUAUGCAAACAAUGUCCAGAGGGUGAUGGCACAGGCCCUGGGCAUUCCAGCCACCGAGUGUGAGUUUGUAGGGAGCUUGCCUGUGAUUGUGGUGGGCCGGCUGAAGGUAGCAUUGGAGCCACAGCUCUGGGAACUGAGAAGGGUGCUUCGGAAGGCUGGGCUGUCCCCUGGCUGUGUGGACGCUGGAGCAGAGCCAGGCCGGAGUCGAAUGAUCAGCCAGGAAGAGUUUGCCAGGCAGCUACAGCUCUCUGACCCACAGACGGUGGCCGGUGCCUUCAGCUACUUCCAGCAGGAUGCUAAUGGUUUGGUGGACUUCCGGGAUGUGGCCCUUGCAUUGGCAGCUCUGGAUGGGAACAGGAGCCUGGAGGAACUGACUUGCCUGGCCUUUGAGCUGUUCGCUGAGGAGCAAACAGAGGGACCCACCCGCCUGCUGUACAGAGACGGCUUCAGCACCAUCCUACACCUCCUGCUGGGGUCACCUCGCCCUGCUGCUGUAACUUUGCAUGCUGAGCUGUGCCAGGCAGGAUCCUGCCAAGGCCUCUCCCUCUGUCAGUUCCAGGACUUCUCCCUCCGUGACCCGCUCCAUGAGAAGCUCUUCAGCACCUACCUGCGCCCCUCCCAGAUACCAAAUGCCUCAUCCCCAGGCAGCCCCACUGCUCGGGCCAACGGGACUGUGCAGGCACCCAAGCAGAAGGGCGACUGAGCCACCUCAGCCUCCCGAACUCGCAUCCAGCCCGCAGACUCAGGGCGGCCAGGGGCCCACCCUGUGCCUCAAGCCCAUCUCUGCUCCUGCUUGAUUUUUUGUUAUUGUUGUUAUUCUAAGUUGAUUUUCAUUUUUC